AUGGCUGCAACAGCAUCACCACGAUCAGGCCCUGGGCCGUCCGAGCCUCCCAUCGAUGGUGGAGGUCCUUUCUACAAAUGCGAUCCAGCCAUGGUCCUAGGUGAAGCUCCUAUCUAUCGUGCCAGCGACUCAACCCUGCACUGGUUCGAUUGUCUCAACGAGCCUGCAGAGCUACAUAUCUUGCACGUUGACCCAGAUACCGGUGCUGCCCAAAGCAAAGCUCGCAUACUCAAACUGCAGGACAGCGUCUCAGUUGCGUUUUUCCGCAAAGGGAAGCCUGGCAGCUAUAUCGCCGCCUACUAUCAGGGCAUAUGCUACGUCGACGAGGAGACGGGGAAGUUUGAAAUCCUGAAAGAAAUCAUCCCAACAAGCCAGAGGGACGAACUCCGAUUCAAUGAUGGAGGGAUCGACGCUAGGGGCCGUUUCUGGCUGGCGGAGAUUGAUAAGAAAGCCAUGGCUUACGGCGCGGGUAAGCUAGCCGCCAGCUAUGGUGAGCCAAAGGGCCGAGUAUGGCGGUAUGACCCUGACGGAAGUUUGCAUCUGAUGGGAAAUGGGUUCAUCUGUGGGAAUGGGCUGGCGUGGAGCCCAGAUAAUAAGACGAUGUAUAUCAACGACUCCGCGGCGAUGCUCAUAUAUGCCUAUGAUUUCGAUCUUGAAUCUGGAAGCAUCUCUAAUAAGCGUAUCCUUGUCGACCGUCGAACAGCACUUGGAGAACCAGAUGGUAUGGUUAUAGACAAGCAAGGAAACCUCUGGGUGGCUGUCUACAGCUCCAGUCGCAUCAUGGUCUUCAGCCCCGAUGGCAAACACCUCAAAGACAUCAUCUUGACCGCGCGGAACGUAACUUGCACAACCUGGGGAGGUCGAAACUGGGAUCUCAUUUUCGCCACGACGGCGCAGGAUCCGAAUCCCCAGUCGUGCGAGGUGGAUGAUGGUGGGCAUUUGUUUUUGUAUAAGCCCCAGGACGAGAGUAGAGGCCAAGCGAAACUUGAGUUUGCGGGCUGAUUCAUCGCUCUGAUAAUUAAACAACAUAUAUACACUGUGUAAUUUGCCUACAUGGUUUCUGAAUGAAAGGAUUCGGAAUGUCCCUUGUUGAUUAAUGUUAGGAUUGCAAGUACAGGACUCAAGGAAACAAAGCAAAAGAGGAAAUGCUGAAAAUAACAAUUUAGUGUAGAUCAGACAUAUAGGAGGAUAGUAUAAAGCAUAAUAAUGUCGCCAACAGUAUUCCGCAAUAUGGAAAAGUCAUCACAAUACAAAGGUUAAUUUAUAGUUCAGAAGCAUGAGUAUUAAAUCCGUCUGUAAGGGAAGUACUGUACAUCUUGUCAAUGAUAUACCAAAAAAUCUUGCCAAAAAAAUGCCAAAAAAGAAAAGAAAAAGUUGAAGAAUUAACUUUUAAAACAAAAAACAAUAGUUAUAGUUUCAUUUACAUGUCCAUUAUUCUUCAUCUAAUAUAAUUAAUUUCAUUCUCACUUCCCCGCCCCAUCGAGAAAAAAGAGUGAGAGAAAUCAAAAGCAAUAAAGGAAAACAGUAUCGCUCCGUCACGCCAGCACGCAAGAAAGUCUUUAUCAUACCUGACCAUUCCUCUCAUCGCCCUCCUCGUCAUCAUCAAAAUCAUCUGUCCCAAGCAACUCAUCCUCAUCUUCCACAACGCCAACAUAGUCACUCCUUCGUGCGGCAAAGGAGUCUCUGGAAGAAUACGGUCGUCGCGAAGAAGCCCCGCCAGGCACACGAACAUAUCCGCUGACACUACGCCACAGGCUGGAUACCAGAAGUGGCAGCGCUGUAAUCACCGCGACAACCCCCGCCACCAUGGAUACAGGGAUUGAUACGAGGAGGGAAUCGCGAUCAAAUAAUCCUCCCGAGCCCGUUUCACCCAGACGGAUGCGACCGAAUUUUCCAUCCCAGUGAUUAUAGACGUAAUACCCAGCAGUUGCAGCAAGACAGAUGGGGAUGAGGAUGACGAAGAAAAGACCGAUGCCACGUAGGCGCGGAUGCUUCUUGAAGAAUUCCUCUUCCUUGUUCGGGCAAGGGUGAGCGACGAUAUGGUUGAGCUGCUUGCCACCUUGGCACUUCGUUAGGGGGAUGCGCCGGU
Histoplasma capsulatum G186AR is the source of this 2089-nucleotide messenger RNA. Its product is annotated as RNA polymerase subunit RPO26. Bases 1 to 1002 code for a protein of 333 amino acids. Gene Ontology annotation, molecular function: calcium ion binding; gluconolactonase activity. The record is from RefSeq and is a predicted model, not a curated record. Lineage: Eukaryota; Fungi; Ascomycota; Eurotiomycetes; Onygenales; Ajellomycetaceae. The transcript has 3 exons. Gene Ontology annotation, biological process: L-ascorbic acid biosynthetic process.